Molecule: messenger RNA, 2487 nt
Organism: Lytechinus pictus (painted urchin)
Lineage: Eukaryota; Metazoa; Echinodermata; Echinoidea; Temnopleuroida; Toxopneustidae
Product: malonyl-[acyl-carrier protein] O-methyltransferase-like
Exons: 4
Coding region: 5-835 (276 amino acids)
Molecular function (GO): S-adenosylmethionine-dependent methyltransferase activity
Source: RefSeq, a predicted model, not a curated record
CAGCAUGAAUAGUCAUGAUCUAAAGUCAGCCGAGACGUAUGGUAGGUUUAGCAAAAGCUAUUUGACACAACUUCGAAAGAGGGGCAUGAUCGAACUCGGAUUCGACGAGGAUGACAUCGUUCUCGACGUCGGCUGUGGAAGUGGAGAAGCUAGCAAAGAAAUAUCAGCCAUGGUUAAGAGCGUAACAGCAUUUGAUGCAUCUCCUGUCAUGGUCGAGACCGCGAAGACACUGAAUGCAGCCGACAACAUCGACUACCACGUUGCCGACGCCCACUCCUUCGACGACCACCUCGACGAAUGGAACCACACCUCAUUCGACAAGAUCGUUUCCUUAUUUGUUUUCAACUGGUGUCACGACCCUCGGAGGGUUCUUCGGAAUGUCAAGAGUUGUCUGAAACCCGGUGGACGAGCUUUGCUCGUGUUCGUUCUACAGACGCGGAUUCUGAGCUUGAAGUGCUCGUACGGGGAGACGGCAGACUCGUGGAUUCGGUGCCAUAAGAAAUGGGGACCAUACAUGAAGGUAGACUACGUUCAUUUCCAAAAGGACUGGGAAAAUGGGGAGGAUUUUUUGGAGGUUGUGAGAUCCGUAGGGUUUGAUGUCUGCAAAUCGGCAAUCGAAGAAGUGUGUGUACCAAACCAAAGUGCGGCAGAAGCUAAAGCUGGUCUACGCACACUCUUGGGACAUCUCAGUGCUAUUCCAAACGAUCUACGGGACGAAUGCGUGGAUGACGUCCAUCGAUGGCUGUGUGACGUCACACCGAAACAUGAAACCGGUUACAUGAUGGGGCAGGGCAGUUGCAUCACUGCAAUUAUAAGCAACGACCAAAUGACAUGAGAGAUGUUUGUUUAAUUGUUUGUUUUUUUAAAUCCCGAAAUCAUAAAAACACAAAAUAACAUAAACAAUAAUGAUAAUGCUACACGGUUGGAUAGCCCAUUUUGGAGUUUUUAGCAUAACAGCUCUGUUCUCACACUGGGCCAAAUAUAAUGACAAUUAUAAUAAUAAAUGCUAUAACAUAACAGAGUAAUUCAAUAAAACACUAUAUCAGACUGAACAUGAGUUUAUUUAUUCUACGGUGAAAUAAAAAUAUCGAUCCCCUCCAAGAACUAUUCUGAAAGUAACCCCACCCUUAAUAUUGGGUAAAAGUGCUCCAUGGGGUAAUUAUUGGGCAUUUCUUUGGGGCAUUUUUAUUUAUCCAGUGCGAUGAAAAUUUUGCCCAUUCUAAAGUAAUUGCUGCUUAUUUUUUUUUACCUUACUGGUCAGGACAAUUGUGUCUCCCGCUUUGGGUAAAAUACUGACCCAAAUUGAUUGGAUACAUAAUUACCCUCGUGAUGGUAAAAAAAUUUACCCAACAUUUUUUUUACAGUGUAUAACCCACCCAUCUAACAGGUGAUUUUCAUCGUUUUACAUAAAUACUCAAUUAAGUCGACGUCUGUUAUUGCGAUGAAAAAUGUUUACGGCUACUGGACUUGCAUGUAAUUAUCCAGCUCACAUUUGUCGCAUUUUUUGUGCAGUGGUAUAUGAAUUUUACAACUUUUGAUUUUGAGGGAACCAUACAUGCACUCCAUCUGUUAUUGAUUUAUUAAUUACAUAUUAUUAUUUAACAGAUUUCCGUUGGAUAAGCUUUUAAUACAUAAGAAUUGAUUCCAUCCAAUCCGACUCUUUUAUUAUUCUUUAAGACUGUAAACUUCUUUCAAAACAUCUGUUUCUGAAACUGAAGAUAGCUUAAAUUUAUUUCAUGACAAAUGUGGGUAUAACAGCUUUCCCCAUAACAUAUUUCAUAACCUUAUAUACGCUUGUGAGCAUCAUUAUCUGCAUGUAAAACAUUGGGAACAUUGGCUGAAUGGUUAUUAAAAUCAUUUUUAUAAAGGUCAUUUUAUUUGGAAUGGAUUGCCAAUAAUAAUAAGAUAGAGUCCGGCGCUGGAUAUUUAGUAAAUGAAAACAAAUUAAAUGAAAUGUUAUCUAUUACGUACCCCGCCCCCCCCUCCCCCGUCUUUGAAAUAACAUUUUGAAUUUUUAACCAAAUAUAGAUCUAUGCGUGUGUGUAUGCGGGUGUGUGCGUGUGUGUGAGGGUGUGUGCGUGUGUGUGUGUGUGUGUGUAUGGACGUUGAUGUAUGUGUGUAUUUUUUUUACAUGUAGGUUGAAUUAGUUUUACCUAAUAAUUUUAAAUCAAUUUUAGUGUAAAUACAAUGAAGUUCGGUUUUCUAUAUAAGGCUCAGUCUUUUCUUUCAUUGUAUAUUGAUGUUACUUGUUUCAAUUUAAUUAUUUAUCCCAUGUCUAUAUCUGCUUUGUUUGUGUGUAUAUAAUUUAUGUAAAUAUUGAAUAAAAUGAAUAUUGAAUUAAAAAUUGAACUAAACAUGAUUUACAAGUUUACAUUAUGAGACAAAUUCGAUAUAGAUGAUUGAGAAGUUUUGUUUGGUAGGAGAGGUUAUUAAAGAGUUGGCAAAGUAGUUUCAGGCAGCUUUUCGCCAAAGCAUUUUCUUUCAAGA